Messenger RNA from Pseudogymnoascus verrucosus, 607 nucleotides. RefSeq lists its product as uncharacterized. Lineage: Eukaryota; Fungi; Ascomycota; Leotiomycetes; Thelebolales; Thelebolaceae. Bases 60 to 479 code for a protein of 139 amino acids. The record is from RefSeq and is a predicted model, not a curated record. Gene Ontology annotation, cellular component: extracellular region. The transcript has 3 exons.
GAUUUCCUCUCAUUUCACCUUGACAUCCCUCUCAGUCAUCAGCAUAAUUAGCCACCAUCAUGCAUUUCCACACUGCUCUCACCAUCCUGGUCUCUAUCGCUAGCAUCAGAUCUGUCUCUGCAGAGGGAAUUAACUGCAAAGGCGCAGCUGGCUGUUCGUUCGCAGGUUCUGGCAUCGCUAAACAACUCCAAAAGUACAUUAACACUGCAAACUCUGAUACUUGGUUCAACAAUGGAGAGCAAAUCGCCUGCAGUAAUGGCAUUUGUGCAUUCUUUCAGGGAACUAAUGGAGGUUCGGGAGGCGAUGCACAGAGAUUAGCUGCUGACAUUGUCAAUCACCGGUGUACUGUCUGUGGAAGCUCCCCUUUCUACUACCCCAACCCAAAUGACGUUAGCACCUUUGGCAUGUUAACAUUCAAUGCUGUUGGGGUUGACUGCGGAAGAUGCUUGUGCAGCGAUCCAAGUUGUUCAGACCCUUAAAUUUCCACUUCAUACACUUCUGCAUGUUACACAUCAUGUUAUAGAUCAUGUUAUCAAACUUCUUGUUGUCCGAGAAGGGCCGCUAAACGGGGCAUGAAACCAUCCUGAAUUGAUUGACUUCUUUGAAG